GAAGAAAAGGAUGCAAUUAAAGGACAGUAUGAAAAACUCAUGGACGCUUAUGGCUGCUUAGGAGAGCUUCAGCUUAAAUGUGGUAACGCUCGGCUGCACUUUCUGGUCCUGGUGACAGGCUGUACAUCAGUGGGAAAAAUCCUGGACGCUGAAGUUUACAAAAUUACUGCAACAGAUUUCUGUCCUCUCCAGGAAGAAACCAAGGAAGAGGAGCGCGUUACUGCCUUGAAGAAAAUACUGAACUCUGGGAUGUUCUAUUUCUCCUGGCCUAAUACAGGCUCAAACUUUGACCUGACUGUGCGGGCUCAGAAGCAGGGUGAUAACCACUAUGAAUCUGGUAACUCGUUCUUCUGGAACCAGCUAUUGCACGUGUCCUUCAAACACUACCAGGUGAACUGCUCUGACUGGUUGCUGAAAGUGAUGUGUGGGGUAGUGGACAUUCGCACUGUUUAUGCUUCCCACAAGAAGGCAAAAGCCUGCCUCAUCUCUCGCAUCAGCUGUGAGCGAGCUGGUGUCCGGUUUCACAUUCGAGGGGUCAAUGACGAUGGGCAUGUGUCCAACUUCGUUGAGACAGAGCAGACAAUUUACUUGGAUGAUGACGUCUCUUCCUUUGUGCAGAUCAGAGGUUCUGUUCCACUGUUUUGGGAGCAACUGAAGCUUCAGGUGGGUUCCCAUCAUCUAAGGCUUAACAGAGGUCUAGAAGCUAAUGCUCCUGCCUUUGACAGGCAUAUGAUGCUUCUGAAAGAGCAGUAUGGAAAACAAGUGAUCGUUAACCUGUUGGGAAGCAGAGGAGGGGAGGAGGUGCUCAACAGAGCUUUUAAGAAACUGCUAUGGGCCUCUUCCCAUGCGGCAGACACUCCCAUGAUAAACUUUGACUACAAGUUUGCAAAAGGUGGGAAGACUGAGAAACUGGAAAAUUUGCUGAGGCCUCAGCUGAAGUUGCAUUGGGAAGACUUUGGAAUCUUCACAAAGGGCGAGAAUGUAAGUCCACGUCUGCAGACAGGUACUUUUCGAAUGAAUUGUUUGGACUGCCUGAAUCGUACUAAUAGCGUACAGUCCUUCAUUGCACUGGAGAUCCUGCUUGCUCAAUUAGAGAGCCUUGGGUUGAACUCUAAAUCUGUAAUUGAGCGCUUUGUGGAAUCCUACAAAGCAAUGUGGACUCUUAAUGGUCAGAAUCUGAGCAGAGUAUCAACAGGCAGUCGUGCCCUUGAGGGGAAGAACAAGGUUGGGAAGCUCAAGGAUGGUGCCCGCUCUGUGUCUCGCACCAUUCAGUCAAAUUUCUCAGAUGCAGCAAAGCAGGAAGCCAUCAAGUUGCUGCUCAUGGGUGACUUCUUCAGUGAGGAAUAUGCAGACAAAGGCAAGAUGCUCAUGGACCACACUGCACUGCUGGUAACUCCAAGUAUUUUGAAGGCCAUGUCAGAGCGUCAGUUUGAAUUCACAAGCUUCAAGCGUGUUCGUGUUGCCACAGGGACCUGGAACGUGAAUGGGGGGAAGCAGUUUCGAAGCAACGUCCUUGGUACCAGUGAGCUGACAGACUGGCUGCUGGAUUCUCCCAAGCUCUCUGGAGUUUCUGAAUUUCAGGAUGAUAACUUUCCUCCUGACAUAUUUGCAGUGGGGUUUGAAGAGAUGGUUGAAUUAAGUGCAGGGAAUAUUGUGAAUGCCAGUACAACAAAUAGAAAAAUGUGGGGAGAGCAGCUUCAAAAAGCAAUUUCCAGGACUCAUCGCUACAUUCAGCUGACAUCAGCCCAGCUUGUUGGUGUUUGUCUUUUCAUCUUUGUACGACCAUAUCAUGUCCCCUUCAUCAGGGAUGUAGCAAUAGACACCGUGAAGACAGGAAUGGGAGGAAAAGCUGGAAAUAAAGGGGCAGUAAGCAUUCGUUUUCAGUUCUAUAGUACUAGUUUCUGCUUUAUAUGCAGUCACUUAACUGCUGGGCAGACUCAGGUGAAAGAAAGGAAUGAAGAUUAUAAAGAAAUCACACAGAAACUCAGCUUCCCAAUGGGGCAGAGCAUGUUCUCACAUGACUAUGUCUUCUGGUGUGGUGAUUUUAACUAUCGCAUUGAUCUAACAUACGAGGAAGUGUUUUAUUUUCUCAAACGUCAAGAUUGGAAGACGCUUUUGGAGUUUGAUCAACUACAACAGCAAAAAUCCAGUGGAAAAAUUUUUAAAGACUUCCAUGAAGGGACUAUUAAUUUUGGACCAACAUAUAAAUACGAUGUUGGCUCAGAGGCUUAUGAUACAAGUGACAAGUGCAGAACCCCGGCUUGGACUGACAGAGUGCUUUGGUGGAGAAAGAAACUGCCCUUUGAAAAAACAGCUGGAGAGAGCAAUCUUCUAGACAGUGAUCUGAAUGCUGAAACUAAAGUCAGGCACACCUGGACGCCCGGAGCCUUGAUGUACUAUGGGAGAGCGGAGCUGCAAGCAUCUGACCACAGGCCAGUGUUAGCUAUUGUAGAAGUGGAAGUUCAGGAAGUUAAUCAAGCUGCCCGUGAGAGUGUUUUCCAGGAAGUGUCAUCUUUCCAGGGACCACUGGAUGCCACAGUAGUGGUAAAUCUGCUAUCACCAACACCUGAAGAGAAGAACGAAUUUCCUGAGGACUUGCGUACAGAGCUUAUGCAAAUGUUUGAGAAUUAUGGCACUAUUGUUCUGGUCAGGAUCAGUGGAGGUCAAAUGCUGGUGACAUUUGCAGACAGCAAGUCGGCUCUUCGUGUUAUGGAUAUAGAUGGUGUCAAAGUUCGAGGCAGAACAGUGAAGAUCCGGCCCAAGACUAAGGACUGGCUAAAGGGCCUUCAGGAGGAAAUUGCUCGAAAACGGGACAGCAUUGCCCCCAUGUCUCCCACAGCAAACUCCUUUCUUCUGGAAGAAAAUUUUGACUUCUCAAGUUUGGACUAUGACUCGGAAGGUGAUAUAGUGGAGGAUGAAGAUGAUUAUUUAGAUGAUGCUUUGUGUCAACACCUAGUAGAGGACACAACAGAAGAUAUGCCUGAAAGCUCUGGACAGUUUGCAUCCACAUCUCUUUCAAACAAAUCUGGACACAACCCACAGCUGUAUAAAGAUGACUCAGACCUGGCUGAUCUGAAGCGGGAGCUGGAGGCAGGUGAGGAAUGCCAUCGCCAGCCUCCAAGCAGGUCUCUGUCCAUUCCUACCAGGCCUCGGCCACUUCAGCCACCACAGAGGCCUCCCCCUCCUGGUGAUUUUGCUGCCAGUUCUGGCAAAAAGCCCCCCUCGGAUGGUUCCCUCUCUCCAGAAAGCCACUCCUCCAGCUCCAUCCUGGCAAUGGCAAAGCUGCUACCUGGGGCCCCUCAGCAGCCACCUAAAGUCCGGACUGGAAUAAGUAAACCUUACAACGUCAAGCAGAUCAAAACCACCACAGCUGAGGAAGCAGAAGAAGCUAUUAGAUGUCUCAUGGAAGCUAAAGGAGGACUACAAGAAGAUGCAGUAAAGCCUGCUCCAACUAAAAACCAGUCCUUCACCAAAGCUGAGCCUCUUCCCAGCUUGACAAAGUCAGCAUCAUUUCAAGGGUCACAUGCAGGACCAGUGCUUGUGCCCCAUCGCCCACCACCCAAAGUUCCAACUACGAAGAAGCCAGUACCACUGCAAAGGACUGGAGUUAAGGUGGAAAAUGCCACAUCUACAGAAGAGCAGUUUGACCAACAGCCAGCACAGUCUCCUUUCGGCUUUCCAGAGCCCUGUCUAGAAGCUGGACCUAUUCUUACUCCGACCAAGAUUACCCCAGUCCCAAAGCCCAGAACCACACAACCUGGGAAGCCUCAGGAGAGCAGGGGGAGCAGUGAAAGCCAGCCCCCCAUCUCCAGCAUGGCCGAGGCCAUCACACUGCCUCCCCAAAACACCUCCUUUGCCCCAAAGGUGCCACCACGAAGAAAGAAGUCAGCUCCUGCAGCUCUUCAUCUGCAAGUUCUCCAGAGCAGCGACAACCCACUUUUUAGUGGGCUAAUGUUCAACUCCAACAACAACAAUCCUGGGCUCUGCCUUCAGGCUCAGGAUGCUCACAGCCCCAUGCAGGCCUCUCUCUCAGCUCCUACCUCCUCUACCAGCCCAGAAGACAACACAACUAAGCAGUUGGCGCCAAGCGCCACAGAAUUGAUGGCCAACCUUCAGCACCCUCCUGUACCAGGCAGCCAGCAUGCACAGCUCCCGGAUACCAGCUCCCUUGCAGAGAACACCAAUCUUUUGGACCUGGAUUGUUCCUGCCCUCUUUCUAUGCAGGUGGCAUCAGCUACUUCUCCAGCACACACCUCAGAAAAUCUAAACCACCCCAGCUUGAAGGAUUUCAGUCACUGGGUUACAUUUAGUGAUGAUGAAGACAGUAGUGGCCUGUCAGAAGGGUUCAACAAACUGCUUGUCUUAGAGCAAAACAAAAAUAGCUUCGUGAAGGCAAAUACUGAUUUAGAAUUGUAA
Messenger RNA from Nestor notabilis (Kea), 4416 nucleotides. RefSeq names its product synaptojanin 2 (gene SYNJ2). The coding region runs from base 40 to 4416 and encodes 1458 amino acids. The record is from RefSeq and is a predicted model, not a curated record. The transcript is spliced from 27 exons. Gene Ontology annotation, cellular component: perinuclear region of cytoplasm; presynapse. Gene Ontology annotation, molecular function: phosphatidylinositol-4,5-bisphosphate 5-phosphatase activity; RNA binding. Gene Ontology annotation, biological process: phosphatidylinositol dephosphorylation; brain development; synaptic vesicle endocytosis. Lineage: Eukaryota; Metazoa; Chordata; Aves; Psittaciformes; Psittacidae.